GACAUGCUGGCUGUGUUCCUAUGGGAGAGCGCAGUGUUCUAGGUAGUGUGUGCUAACCUUUUUUCCAUGGCCUAUGAAGUGUACGUAAGUAGGGCGCAUGGGGUUAUUUGGGAUAGCGCUAGCAGGGUUUAUUAAAUCAGUGGACUCAAAGCCAGAGGCGGCAACUUUUAAUGUGUCGUGACAAGCAAGAAUACAGAUUAAUAGCAACGAGCUAACAGCUAAUGCUAGCGAAAGGCAUUAGGAACGACUUUGACAGAUGUCAGCGGGUUAUAAAACGAUGCCGAUAUGUUUGGCUGACGCUCUCUACAAAGGCCAGCUCGUCUUCGUCUCAGACUUCACACUAACAAACACAAAUCAAAAUGUUUGACGACUUCUUCCAUCAAAUUGAAACAGAACUCGGGCCACUAAACUCGGACUGGUUUGAGGAGUUGACUGUGAGAGCUUCUGAAGAUGGAUGUGAAAACUCCACUGUUGUUGAACAUGACACCACAGCACACAAGGACGAAGUCAUUUUCAGAGCUCCAGCUAAGACGCCAGUCUUGGACAGUCAGAUGUGUUCAACACCCAGAAUAUUUAGGCGUAGACGGCCACAUUCUCCUGCGUUAGGUAUUGAAGAUUCUCCCGAGUCAGGAAUGCAGAACUUGUUUCUUGUUCCACCCGGCGCAGAAUCAAGCCCAUGCCUGUUUGGCUUUGCUAAAGACAGCCAGCAGUUUGAAAAAGACUGGGGAUCUCUAAAGACAAGUGCAUGCUUAGACCUACUUGACACACCAACGGAUUUAACACCACAAUCCACAUCUGCACAGCGCAUCUGUGAGAGCCUUGGAGCUCAGUUAAAUCCUGAUCUAUCUUGGAGCAGUUCCUUUAACACACCAUCAGCAUUGACCCCCACGGUUAUUUUGUCCAAAACAGAAGGCCAGUCUCCACCAGUAAGUUUUCUCAGAGACAAAGAAGUCAUUAUUGUACGAAAGCUGUUUCCAUCACUCUCAAAAGGCACAGAAGCAACAUCCACAAGUAUAUCCAGUGUGCAACAUAAUGACACGCUAACAGAUGGGAAUGUCCAGGCAGAAGAACAAAAAUCAGAUUCGUCCUCUGACAAUAUAGGAGGCGUUUGGAGGCAGACGGUACCGGAUGCGAUAAAGGACGGUGAUGUGCGGACCACAGUGGAGAGUGUUCUUAAUGAUGCUGAGGACGUGCUCUCCUUCUUAUUCACGAACAGUGGCUCAGCCUUGCGAAGGGUUAAAACCAAGGAAAGAAAAAAGAGAGUGAACGGUGUUUCUAAGGAAGUAAAGUCAAAUCAUGUGACAGUAGAUCACACUACAGACUGUACAUCAGCAUCAAAGACAGAUACCAGCACUGCUAUCGCAAGUUUAAAGUCUCCUUUAUUUUCAAGUCAGCUUAAUAAUAAGGAUUUCACACAGUGGACUCCUCUGAGUUUAUCUGACGUCCAAGACUCCAAGACAAACCAAGUGUGUAUCUCCGAAAUAUCAAGUAAACACACUAGUCCUCAUGUAGACUCCUCAGUCAAAAGUGAUAUUGUUAAAAAUAUCACACAGCUUGGACAGUCUUCUUCAUGCACGUCCGAGCAACAGAGGUUCUCUCCUGAUUCGUGUCAUGAGAAGUCUCAGGAAAGAAGUUCUUUAUUGGAGGCAUCUCCAGCACUUACCUUCUCAAGAAAACCCAGGAAGUUUGUGUAUCCGGUGCAAAAUUCAGAAAGUACAAGACAGCACAAUGUCACUGAUGCUGUGAACCACUACCAGGAAUCUCCUCCGUGUCAUAAAGAGGAUACACACACAGACACUAGAGAUCAUUUCGUCCAGCCAGCAGAAACUACUGUUAAGCAGGAUCAUUCUGCAAGUCUUAACAUAGACCAUGAUCUAGAUAUGACUCAGCUUUGCAAAGCGUUCGCAGAAGAUUUCACUCAGGAAGUGAACUUGUUAAAAUCGUCACACAAGAGUGCACAGAGCAGCCAUGAUCGUGUCUUAAUGCCAACUUGCACAGCGAAAGAAAUAAGUGAAGUGCAGACUAAAACAGAAUCUGUGAUGCAGUGUGAUGGUGACAUCAACCAUCAGGCAGCAAAAAUCAUCGAUUUAACAAAUAUACAGUCUCUUGAGAGCACAAUCUGUGACAGUGGCUAUCCUACAGUUUGUUCUGGUUUUAGCCUGGAAACUCCAUCCUGUAGUGGCAAUGAACAUCUUCAUUCUGGUUUUAAAACAGCAAAUAAUAAGAUUAUUGUAAUACUUCCUGAAGCCUUAAUGAAAGCCAAAGCAGCAUUAGACCAAUCCUUAGAGCAAUCCAAUCCUUUGACUCACACAGGCACUUCAAGUGUAACUGAACCAACGAAAGUGGGUACGAACCAGUACAACUCUUACAAACCUGUUACAGCAAACACUGCUGGAGAGAAAUUGGCUUCAGAAAGCUAUCACCAUGGACAUAAAUCUGGAAGAGAAACUUCUGAUGAAAGUGUUUUAAUAUCUGAGACAGCUGCAGAGAAUAUUCCUAGCACAUUCAUGUGCCAAACAAAUGAAUCUGGCUUCAAAACAGCAUCUAACAAAAGUAUUACAAUCUCAUCUGUGAAUCUCGAGAAAGCUAAAGACAUUUUCAUGGAGUUGGAUGAAGAGAAGUUUGAUUCAUGUCUGUCAAAUAACGAGUUGCAGGUCUGCAAUGUAAAAGAUGCCAAGCCAUCUAAUUUUGACUUGAAAAACAGUCGGAAACCUUCACAACAUUCCACUGGUAAUGAUGAUGGAAUUUCGUCUUUGACAGCUUCGCAAAGGGCGGAUGUGACAGAGCUGUGCAGUAUGUUAGAAGAAGCAGGCAGCCAGUAUGAGUUUACGCAGUUUUAUCACACAAAGAUUGGCUCAAAAUGUCCAGAUAGCAUGCAGUCUGAGAGAGAGUGGGAUCCUGAGAUACUUGCUGGUAUUGACUUUGAUGAUAGUUUUAACUGUGAUUUAUCUGAAAGGCAGGUGUCGAAAAAACAUCAGUCCAAGGCAGAUGUGCAUGCUUCAGUCCCAAACAGUCUGACGAAUGGAGAUGUUGGUAUUCAAAGUAUAAAUAUUAGGAAGUCAUGCCAUAUACCAUGGGAAAUGCCAAAUAUGGCUAACGACAGUCUGAAAGAAAAGUCUUUUUGUUCUGGCUUUAAAACUGCAAAGGGAAAUGCUGUGACCAUCUCUGAGAAAUGUCUGAGCAAGGCAAGAAGCAUUUUUGCAGAUAUAGAGGACACCGAAGGAAACUUUGGUCUCGAGAGUGGUUGCAAAGCAGAUAUUGUUAAACAAAAGGCAAAACAGUCAGACGACCACCAGGACAAGUCUUGCAGGAUUGCCAUGGAGUCUGAGCUUGACCUAAAGCUAAUAACGAAUGCAAGCUCAAUAACAAAAGAAGCUGAAAUGUGCAAACAAACGUGUAGCAAAGCAAAUCUGGAAACACUCCAAGGACCUAUAGAUCAGAAACCAGAUUUAAUUCAGAGCAACACGGUCAAUUUUGGAUUUAGUACUGCUGGAGGGAAAGAAGUAAAGAUCUCAGAAAAAGCUCUUCAGAAUGCAAAGAAACUUCUAAAUGAAGUUGCAAAUGACAAAGAAACCAAGCAUGACAAUUCCCCUGCAAAAACAAAAGCCACUUCUUGGACUUCAAUACAUAAUUCUUCUGAUGUGUUGGCAGUACUUCAUGAUUCAAAGAUGUCUGAUGGAGCUUUACCAGAAGUUGGGAAAGAACACCAUUUUGGAAACAGCCCUGACAAAAAACAGGCAGUGUGUCCGAGUCCUCGAUCCAUGGAGAGUAACGGGUUUAAAAUGGCCAGCGGCAAAGGAGUGUCUGUCUCAGCAAGUGCGAUUCAGAAAUCAAAAACCAUUUUCAAAGAUAUUGAUGACAGCGUGAGAAGCUCAGAUGAAACAAAAUCAACGGAAAAGAAUGCAAAACUGGAUCUUGAAGGAAAUACAGGCCAGCACGCAUUUGUCAACGGAUUCAAGAUGGCAAGUGGUAAAGGAGUGAGCUUUUCUGAAAAAGCAUUUAUGAAAGCCAAGAUGUUUUUUAAAAAUUGUGAUCCUGAUUGUGUGGAUAUUUCUCAAGCAAAAGGAGACGACACAAGUGUGAUGGAUGAUUGUGGCUUUGAGGCAGUUGCGGGAAACAUCGUGCAUUUGCCUGGAAUGGACAGUCUGAACAAAGAGACUUUAAAGAAAGACUCCACAGAUUUGAAUAAAUAUGUCCAAAGGAAAUUCACUAAAACCUCCGCUGAGACCCUUCAACCACCAUCUGGCUGUGGUUUCAGUACAGCAAGUGGUGCUGUGGUGUCUGUUUCAACUGAAGCACUUCAGAGGGCUAAAGCUAUGUUAGAUGAUUCAAAUGCUGCUUCACCUGGUCAAAGGAGAUUGGAAAUAACAGAAGAGAAGUGUAUUUCCAAAAACGAGACUCUUAUUUCAGGAAAAAGCUGCAGCUUUAGUACUGCAAGUGGAAGGAACGUUGCCAUUUCUGAGAAGGCCCUCCAGAAAGCCAAGAGUCUUUUUACUGACUGUGAUGUGGAUGGAUUAGAACCUGAUCCCAGUAAUUUGUCAGCUGUAAAGACAUCAGCAACAGGUCCUAAGCAUAUAAGAUUGCCUUUCAAUGCAGCCAGUAACAAAAAUAUUGCUGUGUCAGAAAAGGAGCUGAACAAGGGUAAAGAUGAGUUUGUCAGUUGUGAUGAUGUUUCAGUUGACACACACAACACUGAGAGCCACUUAAACAUGCAAACAAGACAACAUGAAAACUAUAGUAGUGAAGCUUUAAGUACUAAGACUGAAAGCAUUCCAGCUAGUGCUGGAAAAUCUGAAGGAACAUAUGAGAACAUGAUGAGUGGAGGCCCAAAGGCUGAUCACUUGGGAUCAGGUCAUUUUGGCUUUAGUACAGCCAGUGGAAAAGGUGUUUGUGUGUCGAAAUCAGCCCUCGAGGUAGCUUAUGAGAUGUUCAGAGAUUGUGAUGCACAACCAGUUACUAAUGGACAGCAUAAAAUUACCAGUGGAGCACCAUCUACAAAUAUUAACAAGACACCAGUUGUGCCAAAGACCAAAGCCACUAGUCCAUCUCUCCCAUCCCAGGAUAAUCCUUCCCUGCUGAGCCACCGUUCUUUAAAUCUUGAUGGAUGCACAGUAACCCAGCAAAAAUAUUUUGAGCAAGAAGCAAUAGCUUGCACUAAAGCACUUUUAGAGGAUGAUCUCAGUGAGAACGGUUUGUUGAGUAGCUUGGACACUGGCAUUAGGCAAAGUCCUAGUCUAUGUCAGGAGAGAUGCUUAGAGGUGAACACAGGAAUACGAAAACGGACUUCAGAUGACAAGAGUUUGACAGGUCAACCCCCUUUGAAAAGAAGACUUGUGUCAGAGUUUGUCCAGAUCUCAGAAGACAGAACAGUCUGUACUCCAGUGAAAAGCAGCCCCAAUGGGACUCUGAGAGACAGAAGAAUCUUCAAAUACAACUUGAAGCCCAAUAUCACUUAUCCAUCCAGGAAUGUUGUGGACCAAACAUCAGCCAACCCAGUUCACCAAAUAAGGAGACCAUCAGACCCCAAAGCUCCAGUGUUUAUACCCCCAUUUCAAAAAAAUCUUAAGGCUGAGAUGCCAAAAAACUGUGUUCCCACAGCUGUGGCCCAAGUUCCUAGUGUGUUUGUUCCACCCAUUACAAAGAAAAAUGCCUCAGGUAGUGUUUAUGUGAAGGAUUCACCACAAAUUUCUGGCGAUUCCCCCGCCAUCAAAAGCUCUAGUUGUGAAAACAGCAGGAAUCACUCAGCCAGGAAACCAGAGGACCAGAAAGCAGAGACACAAACCAAUAGAGAGGAGAAGUUGGAGAAUCACACUACUGUCCCUUGUGAAAAGAAAGUCAUUUGGCAGCAGUCCUUGGAGUUAGCACAAGAUAUGCAGAACAUGAGAAUCAGAAAAAAGAAGCGUCAGAGAGUUCGACCUCUGCCUGGCACGUUUUACUUGGCUAAGACGUCCGGGGUGACCAGAGUUUCUCUGAAAGAGGCUGUAGGAUACAAGUGUCCUGAGCUACACACAGAAGAGCAGCUCUAUCAGCAUGGUGUAUCCUUCAAAGUGUCCCAGAUAACUAGCGAGAAUGCCGAGGCUUUCCGGUUCAGCUGCGACGAGUUUUUCAAACAUGACAUUCUCAGAGAGACUGGAGGGGUUCAGCUGGCUGAUGGUGGGUGGCUGAUUCCAGAUAACAGGGGAAUGCUGGGUAAAGAGGAGUUCUACAGAGCCUUGUGUGAUACUCCUGGUGUUGACCCCAAACUGAUAAGUGAAGCAUGGGUGUAUAACCACUAUCGGUGGGUUGUGUGGAAACGAGCCUCCAUGGAAAGAGCCUUCCCAGAAGUGAUGGGUGGGCGUUGUCUCACUCCAGAGCAGGUGCUCCUACAGCUCAAGCUCAGGUAUGAUGUUGAGGUGGACCACAGUCGAAGAUCAGCCCUGAAGAAGAUUAUGGAGAGAGACGACACACCAGCCAAGACCAUAGUGCUCUGCGUGUGUGGAAUUGCCAAAUGUGAUCACAGUCCAGUCGGGUCAGAGGAGGCCAUAGACACCACAGAUAAGAAGCCCGAGAUGCCCGCUGCAGUCAUAUGGCUUACUGAUGGCUGGUAUUCGAUUAAAGCACUGCUGGACUUUCCUCUGUCUACCUUGCUGCGAAAGGGCCGUCUCAGAGUGGGUGUGAAACUUCUGAUCCACGGCGCAGAGUUGAUUGGCUCUCAGGAUGCCUGUCCUCCUCUAGAGGCUCCUGAUUCGCUCAUGCUCAAGAUUUCAGCCAACAGUACAAGACGAGCUCGCUGGGACACCAAGCUUGGCUUCCAUAAAGACCCUCGACCCUUUUCACUGUUACUUUCAUCACUGUAUGCUAAUGGAGGAGUGGUGAGUUGUGUGGACAUCAUCGUGUUGCGGAGUUACCCAACACAGUGGAUGGAGAAAAAGCCAGGUUCAGUCUUUGUGUUUCGCAACGAGCGAGCUGAAGAAAGAGAGGCAGCACGCUACAACAGCACCAAACAAAAGACCAUGGAGCUCCUGUUCUCUAAAAUACAAGCCCAGAUUGAGAAAGAGGAAGAAGAAAAGAAGAAAACCAGUAGAAGCCGCACAUUCAGUCUCCAUGAGAUAAAAAAUCUGCAGGAUGGGGAGGAGCUUCAUGAAGCAAUGGAAAGUGAUCCAGCUGUUGUGGAGGCCCAUCUAAGCACACAGCAGGUGAAAGCUCUGAGUAGCUACAGACGAGCUUUAACCGAAAGGACGAGAGCAGAGCUACAGGACCGGAUGCACAAGGCUGUACAGGAGGCUGAAGGGGGCUGCGCUAACCGAGAUGUUACUCCUGUCUGGAAACUCUCCAUCGCUGACUCUAAUGAUUUGCACAGCAGCCGUGUAUACACACUGAAUAUCUGGCGGCCCUCUGUGGAGUUGCGCUCCUUACUGAGAGAGGGCUGCAGAUACAAGGCUUAUCAUCUUGCCACAUCAGAGACCAAGAAACGCUCUAGCACUUCCAACAUCCAGUUUACAGCCACCAAGAAAACACAGUUUCAGGACAUUGAGGUUUGCCCUGAAUGGUUAAGUCUACAUUUUCCUGCAAGACAAUCAGUGAAAUUCAGAGAUCUUCAGAGCCCUGGAUUCAGCUCUCCGUGUGGAGAGGUCGACGUUGUGGGAUACGUAAUCUCCAUCUUGGACAGACAAGGUACGUCUCCUGUGUUGUAUUUUGUGGAUGAAAAGUUUGACUUUGUCUCUGUGAGGAUCUGCAGCAGCCUGGCUGUUCUCGUUCUGGAGGACCUGGUAAAGCCAUUAGCUCUACUGGCUGUAAGCAACCUGCAACUCCGACAGCAGUCUGGCCCAGUCCCCAGCCUUUAUGCUGGAGAACAAGCACUAUUCUCUACAAACCCUAAAGAACCCCACUUACAGGAAGAUAUUUCUCAUCUGAAGACAUUUGUUGAGGAUUAUGAGCAUUUCUUCACAGUUGCUGAAGAGAAGCUCUCAAACCUGAUUCCAACAGGUUUCUUGAACUCUUGUGAGUCCCCAAGAACUCCAGGUUUACCAUCUGUGCCAAAACCAAAUGUCAGAAAUAAUGUAACUCCACAUCAGACAAGCCGAGUUUUCUCCCCUUUCACCCCAGUGACCAAAAGACCCCCUAUACCCACUGGAAACUCGGACAGUAAGGACCCAAAGAGUGUGAAAAGGAAGCGUGGUAUGGAGUACCUGUCACGACUCCAAAACCCAGCACCCCUCGUUUCUCUGGGAAUGGUCCGUUCUCCCAGAGUCAGCAAGACAUUUAACCCUCCCAGGAGGUGUGAGACUCCUCGUAAUCCCCAGACAGUUCCAACUCCACCACCAGAGAACAAGUAGUGAGUGAACGAUGAAGAGCUGGCCAUGAUAAACACACAAACACUACUAAAGAGGUAGUUGAAGCAGUGUAGUGUGUAUCCUGUGGUAAGAUUCCCAGUCCAGCUUGUGGACCAAAGACCCAAAAAGGUAAAGGGAGAAAGGGAGGAGGACGCUGUUCCUGUGUUGUGACUGUUUGGUUUGUAUAAAGUCCAUAUAUUUCUACUAAGUACUUUGUACUGCUACUGAGAUGACUUGAAAAUUGCACAAGAGAUGCUCUCUGUAAUCUUAUUACUGUAUGUCAUUUUGCCAGUUUCUAAAAAAAAGAUGAAUAAAUGUUUAUUUAUUUUGUUUUAAGUAUGUGUGUCUUUAAAUCCCUGAGAAGCUUGAGAAGCAAGCUUUCUUUGGAGUUGAAUUUUAAUGUUUUGAUAUGUUCUGGAGUCAGCAAAUUUAAAAAGAAGAGACUUCACACUCCGAUUCACAUUUAUUGUGAAUUGGUGCUACUAUCAUGAAUGAAACACUAGGGGGCAGCAAAACCUAUGCAUUCGUCUCUGGACCUCACAUGGUAGGUAGUUCAAUUAAUAACAAAUUGUCUUGACAAAGCAUUUACAUGUUCAGACUCUAGUAAACAGAAUGCUGUACUAUGUUUAGAGUAAAAAUUAAAUGAAUAUAGAUUCACUUCUGUGUGGAUA
Messenger RNA from Pangasianodon hypophthalmus (striped catfish), 8983 nucleotides. It is a transcript of the gene brca2, whose product is annotated as BRCA2 DNA repair associated. The coding region runs from base 360 to 8315 and encodes 2651 amino acids. The transcript has 27 exons. The record is from RefSeq and is a predicted model, not a curated record. Gene Ontology annotation, biological process: double-strand break repair via homologous recombination; regulation of DNA-templated transcription. NCBI's taxonomy places the organism in Eukaryota, Metazoa, Chordata, Actinopteri, Siluriformes, Pangasiidae.